This is a messenger RNA of Phialemonium atrogriseum, 1655 nucleotides long. RefSeq names its product polyketide synthase. The record is from RefSeq and is a predicted model, not a curated record. The transcript has a single exon. Gene Ontology annotation, molecular function: oxidoreductase activity, acting on NAD(P)H. Bases 343 to 1485 code for a protein of 380 amino acids. Lineage: Eukaryota; Fungi; Ascomycota; Sordariomycetes; Cephalothecales; Cephalothecaceae.
CGAACUCCAAAGAAAAUAGCCCCGGCUUUGAUGUAAAGGGAAUGAUCCGCCGUCAACGGCUUUCCUCGUCUCGUAUUUAGAGACAUCUGAGUGGAUCGUCGCUAUGCAACCCACAACCCAACACCAAAAACUGCAGCCACACACACCAUGGAGGGCCACCACCAAGAUUCCCAACUUGCGGGAGGUAGGACCCCCGUUAGUUGCAUCCGGAAUCACUCCCUUUGCAGGCCGACGUCGCCCAUCUCAUCCCUCCUCGUAACGGCUUUCCUCAACUGGUCUGGUCAUUGACAGUUUGACUGGCCCAUUCUGUUGACAUUACAUCCGUCCUCCGCAACACCACUCAUGCCUACCAAUCAGGCCGCGUGGCUGACAGCCAAAUCAGCCCGACCCCUCGUGGUCAAGUCGGCCCCCUACACUCCGCCGGGCGCCAACGAGAUGGUCGUCAAGAACGCCGCCAUCGCCGUCAACCCAGUCGACUGGGCCAAGCAGUGUGGGGGCGACAUGAUCUUCUCGUGGAUCAAGUACCCCUUCGUCCUCGGCGGCGACCUCUCGGGCUCGGUCGUCGAGGUCGGCGCGGGCGUCACUCGCUUCGCCGUCGGCGACCGCGUCCUGGCCCACGCCGUCGGCAUGGACCCGACCGUAAACCGCUCCGCCGAGAGCGCGUUCCAGGAGUACACCGUCGUGAGGGCGAACCUCGCCUCGCCCAUCCCGGACUCGCUCGCACACGACGCAGCCUGCGUCCUGCCCCUCUGCCUGUCCACCGCCGCGUGCGCCCUGUUCCAGAAGGACUUCCUCGCCCUCGAUUACCCGGCCCCGACUCCGGACCAGAACCGCAAACCCGAGGCCGAGCGGAAGACGCUGCUUGUUUGGGGCGCUUCCACCGCUGUUGGCAGUAAUGCCGUCCAGCUCGCCGUCGCGGCCGGGUAUGAUGUCGUCGCUACGGCUUCGCCUAGGAACUUCCACUAUGUCAGGACCCUGGGCGCGGCCCAGGUCUUUGACUAUCGCGCUGACACCGCCGUCGCGGAGAUUGUCAGGUGUCUCAAGGGUAGGCGGGUUGCCGGCGCGGUGGCGGUCGGCGAUGGGUCGCUUGAGGCGUGUAUCGAUGUUGUUGCGGCUGCGGCGGGGGCGGAGGGGGGCGGGAACAAGUUUGUCGCGCAGAUCAGCGUCCCGUUUCCGGAUGAGAUGCCGACGGGUGUGGGGGGCAUUGUCUCGGCGGUCGUGUCGCUGGUGUGGUGGAAUGUGAAGACUUGGUUCAAGGCGAAGACGAAUGGUGUUCGUACCAAGUUUGUCUUUGGUAGCACGCUGAUGAACAAUGAGGUUGGUCGUGUUGUUUAUCAGGAUUUCCUCCCGGAGGCGCUCGCGAGGGGAAACUAUGUCGCUGCUCCUGAGCCGCUGGUGGUGGGUAACGGUCUUGAGUUUGCACAGGAAGCGCUGGAUGUGCAGAAGAAGGGGGUUUCGGCGAAGAAGGUGGUUGUUACUCUGUAAACUGGGCGAAGGUGAGAGGAGAGGAUCGGGAUCCGGGACCAGGCUAGGAAGUGCGUGUCGAUGUCAAUGUUGGCGAGAGAAAGAAAUGGACGCAAAAGUAGCCUCUAAUUUACGUGGAUUUAAUAUCAUCUCGCUGCUCAACUUCAGGGGUGAAAUGAUUCAUGAAUGUG